AUGCCGCGCAUCCCGGUUCGCGUAGAACCGUACAACUCGCCCUCGCGCCAGCACCGGCACUACAAGAACAAACGCGACCAGGUGCUUCGCGCUCUCGGAAAGGCCGCGUACAUCAAUGGCUCGCACUUUGCCAUCAUGUGGGUCUCGGCGCGUGGAGACGUCGAGACGUACGCGAGCGAAGCGCUGCAGAGCCGGCUGGACGAGUGGUUUGUCAAGGGCGGGAUUGCCGACGAGGCCAAGCAGCUUGUCAAGAGUGCCGGUGGCGGUGCGGGUCCGGGUGAGGUCAAGGUGUUUGAGGAUUCCGACGAGGAAGGCGGUGAGGAUGGCGAGGAUGUGGAUGUGUUUUUGGACGGUGGCGAUGGCGAUGGCGAUAAGAGUGUGGGGGAUGACGAGCAUGGAGGCAAGAAGGGGAGAAGGGGGCCGUUGGCGCCGUUGAACACGGCGAUGGCCAACCAGCACUUCUUGCGUAGUAGAACACCUUGGUCGAGCACCACCAGUGGCGCUGGAGAAGAUCUCUUUGGCGCGCCCAGAUCCGCACCCCUCUUCCCCACCUCGACCAACCCUUUCGCCUCUGAUGAACCACCUCGAACUUCGACCCCUCUCCUCCUCCCCUCGUCGACUCGUCUCACCCCGCGCGCCACGCUCUCCUCGUCCUCGACCCCACCGCUCUUCCUCAACACCUCGACGCCCACAGUCGAGAUCACGCUGACCAACCAAGCCGCACGCACCGCCUUCCUCGAACUGCGCUUCGGCCAGCUGCAGCAGGGCGUCUGCAAAACCGUCGCCAAGGCCUGGAUCAAGAUCAUCGAACCCAAAAAACAGACUCGCUGCCCGUACAACAAGGGCGAGGCGGGCAAACCCGACUGGUGGCCCGCAGGCGUGCGCCACAAGGAGCCGGACCACCUGAUGAAGCCCGAACGCCACGCGUUGCUGCUGACGAUCCUGCGCAGCCCCAAGGUGAAGGUGGCGAGGCUGCAGUUGGCGACGGCCGAGGUGGUGGCGCUGAUCAAGGCAGACAAGGUGAGUCUGUUGAUGGAUGUGUAUCGGAUUGCGAGGGAGGAGGAGAAGUUGCGCGAGAAGGGCGCGGGCGAGAAGGAUAGGGAGAUAAGGGUUGGGGUGAGCACGUUGGAUGGAUGGUGUAGGGAAGGCAGCGAGCCUACGAGUCAGGGUAGGCAGAUUGCGAGGAGCGCUACGCCUGAACCGGCGGCGGGGGAGAAGAGGAAACGCAGUGUGGCAGCCGUGGGCAUGGUCAAAUCCAACUCGACUACCGCGGUACACAAACGUCGCAGCAUCGCCACCACAACCGAAGUCGCCCCCAAGCCCCUGCUGCCCCACCGCUCCUCGAAAGCAGCACGAAACAGCUUCGCCGCUCACUCGAAUCCGCACGCACUCCAACACCAACAACAGCAACAGCAACAGCAGCAACAGCUUUACGGACUGGGACUCAUUGCCCCCGGCUCUGCAGCAGCAGCAGGAAUGGUACGCUCUCACUCGUUCUCGGCCGCACCUUCGUUCGACCGCACUACUGCCACAUUCGAUGCCGCUGCCGCUGCCGCCAACGCAGCAGGUAGCACAUGUUCUGCAGAAACGUCUCCUUGGCCACCAGCUGCUUCGUACUUCACCACCACCGAGGUCAACGGCCUAGUGACACCCUUGACCGCGACGAGCUCGAUCGACCAGAGCUUCGCCCAUCACGAUCUCUCUGCCGUUCAUCAUAACGGCGGCGGCGGUGGUGGCAAUGGUGGCGGUGGAGGGUUCUACUACGCUCCUCCUGCUCCGCAUGCUGCGCACGCAGGGUUCGCCUACCCGCCACCGGCGCACGAUCCGGCUACGGGGAUGAUGAUGCACCCGCACGCCGCGUUCGAGCCCAACGCACUCGGGCUGGAAAACUGGUCCUUUGGCCAAUUCGACCUACCCGAUCUCUCCAAUUCGUCCUCGUGGUCCCACGGCAACCACAGCACCGCCACAGCGGGCGCAGCCUCGGGCGGCGGAGAUGCAAGCUUCUCGCUCGACUCGAUCGACAGCGUGCCUCGCACCCCGUCGCCCGGUCCCGUCACCGCUACGAACGGCGCUAAUGCCGGCAUGGAUGCCGAGGGAGGAUUGAGACUCGACCUCGCCAAGCAUGGCCAGAUGCUGCAGCACCCGGACCAACACGCUCUCCACCCGCAUUUGAUGGGUGGCAAUGGCGGCCACCAUCAUGCUGCUGAGGCGUACUGGCUGCCUCCUCCGCCUCCGCAGCAGCCGUCGACGACAGCGAACACGACAACGACGACGACCACGGCGGCUGGUCAACUGCAUCACCAUUGA
Molecule: messenger RNA, 2307 nt
Organism: Sporisorium graminicola
Lineage: Eukaryota; Fungi; Basidiomycota; Ustilaginomycetes; Ustilaginales; Ustilaginaceae
Exons: 1
Coding region: 1-2307 (768 amino acids)
Source: RefSeq, a predicted model, not a curated record